AUGCGUCUACCAGAAUUGGACACCGUAAAGUUCGACGGUUCAUACGAGAAUUGGCCUGCAUUCAUUGAUUCCUACAAUUGCAACAUCGAACAGCAUCCGGACCUAUCAAAGGUCCAGAAAUUGCAACACCUCCGCAGCCGUCUCACAGGCAAGGCUGCCAAGGUGAUCGAUGCUCUCAAAAACACUACAGAGAAUUACGACACUGCAAUGGAAAUGUUGAAGAAAAAGUACGAUUGCGAGAGAAAAAUCGUUUCCAGACAUUGGUGGAUACUCCAUGAUAUUCCUACCACAACAAAGAAAACUCUUGAAGCUCUCGGGAAUCUUGUCGACACCUUCAAUCAGCACAUUCGAUCCUUGCAGAAUCUAAAACAACCAGUGGACCAAUCGGACCUGGCGUUAAUCUGUAUGAUUCAAUCAAAAAUCAGCCCAGAAAUACUCACCCAUUGGGAACUCAAGAUCAAGGAUUCCAAGCUCCCUAAAUACACCAGUCUGCUUGAAUUUCUUGAAAAUCGAUCGCAAUGUUCAGCGCCAAUUGAUUCAUCAACGAGCAACGAACGCUCAAAUCACUACAAACGCGGGAAGCAGGCAUUCCUCUCUUCAGAAAUCACUUGUACCAUCUGUAAUGAAGGCCACAAGAUCGGUAAAUGCCCAACUUUCAAGGCGCUCUCACCAGCAGAGCGCUACAAGGCCGCCAAGCAAGCAUCAUUAUGUAUCAACUGCCUGGGCGCCAACCAUGACAAACAGCAGUGCAUCUCACGUUUUGACUGUAACCAUUGCCACGAACGUCAUCACACACUUCUCCACUUCAAGGAGAAAUCUGCAGUUGGGAAUCCUGUCAGUAAGCCUCCAGUGAAGCCAGCUGCCAAGGCUCCGAUUCAACCACCGACGGAGAACUCAGCAUGA
Messenger RNA from Diachasma alloeum, 903 nucleotides. RefSeq lists its product as uncharacterized. Lineage: Eukaryota; Metazoa; Arthropoda; Insecta; Hymenoptera; Braconidae. The transcript has a single exon. The record is from RefSeq and is a predicted model, not a curated record. The coding region runs from base 1 to 903 and encodes 300 amino acids.